AGUCAGACACAGAGUUCUGGGACAAGAUGCAGGCAGAGUGGGAGGAGCUAGCGCGACGGAACUGGCUAACGGAGAACGAGCAGGCCCAGAUCCCCUCCAGUGUGUCUCCUCACGAGAAGGUUACUAUUCUCACCUUUUGACCUCUGUUAUCAUAGUAAUGUCUGUCUAGAUGCCCUGUUUAGAUGCCUAUCAUGUUCUACUUAAUGAAGGGGAAAUAAAGCCUGUGAACUUGAUGAUCUAGAGAUGAUCAUGUGCUGCACAUACACUACAUUAUGUACUGAUUUUAACCCGAUGCGGGUCAAUAGCUAGCCCAGAUUGUUUCAAACCUGGCACUCAUAAGCAUAUGCUUACUUUAGUGCAAUGGGUGCUUUGAUAUGCUUGAGCUACUGUAUAUAGUCUAAAUGAACGGACCUUUUUAUAUCAGCGAGAUUGAAGCAUAUCUGACUUUUUGAUUGAUCCCAAGUUCUAAGAGGAAGAGCUGUUUCAAAACUCGAGUUCAGAACUCGGCAACAACACACCAGGGUAAUUUCAGUCUGAAAAUGCAGAGUUUAACAUUUAACGAGACCGCAAACCCAAAGGACCUUUGUCCAGGUUUGAUGUUAAGCAGAAAGCCAGAAAAGAUAAAUUGGUGCUGAGAGUAUGCUUAAAUAUUCCAGUCUAGAGGACGGUCGUUCAGUGCAGCCAUUUAUUUGAAUACAGAGAGCUGACAUUGGUGAUUUAAAAAAUAUAUAUAUUAUUGGUGACAGGGAUACUACUUCCACAUGGACAACCCCUACAAGGACUGGCCAAACGCGUUUGAGGAAGGUCUUCGAAAGUCCAAAGAGGGAGACCUGCCCAACGCUGUGCUGCUACUGGAGGGGGCCAUCUUGCAGGACCCCCAGGACUCAGAGGUGAACAGGCACAGGGGGGGGCUGAUGAGAUGCAGGCACAGUAAACACACGCAUUACCAGCAUGACUUUCCCACAGGACCAUAAUGUACUGGCACCAACUGCCAAUCAGCCUGUUCAGACAACACCAUACAAAAAAAAAAAAAAGAACUUCACAAAUCAGGGCGCGUUAAGUGGCCGACGCUGAUUGCUAGUGGAGGACUGGGGUGUUCUACUGUUAGAGUUGUUUACUGCAGCAAAACUACCCAGUCUUCAACUCCAAAUGAGAAUUUUCAAUUUGCCCAAAGUGUUGAGUAAUAGCUAUUUUCUCAGGUUUUUCUCUCCUGCUAAUUUCAUCUCAAUUGUAACAGCAGCGACUUAUUACCACCCCAGAGGGCAUUAAUAGCAACAGAACUCGGGAAUCCUGUAAAAUAUACGUAACUGUGCCGGUUAUUCCAAGGAAAGGAUAAUCCCACAGUGUAUGGAACUAAUAUGAUUCUAAAAUUCCUGUUUAGUGGCUUAUCUUUGUGCUGUGGAGACCACUGGAUAGUUCGUAGAUAGUUUCACCCUUAUUUCCUCUCAUUCAAGACUUGAUUCAUAGCGUUGUGCUACAAAUUGAGUAUCAAUGUCAUUGCACAAAAUAAACCAGCACGCAGAUUAAACUACAUAGAUCAUAUUUGUUUGUUCACAGAGACUUUAACAGACUUGUCAUCUAGUCUGUUUGCGUUGCAGAUUCAGCUUGAACUCAUAGAUGUCUAAAUACACAUGGUACUCGGAGGGUAUGGAGAUUCAAAGUUGGGUUCCCCAGCUAAAAGGUGUCCCAUAACUCCCAUCCACAAUGCUGAACCAUGACCUUUCCAGUUCGUCCCAUACAUGAUUCAUCAAGCAAUAACUAAGCAUGACUCAUCAGGUACACUUAAUGAAUUUGGUUAGUUGCCAACGACUGAGAAGUCGUGACCUCAAUUAUCAUUCGAUGUCUCAGGUGAGCUGUUGCCAAAGUGGCAUGUACCCUGCAAUAUUAUCUCAUUAAUUGCUAUUGGCUCUUUAAAACGAUACAAUACCAGGAUGCUUCAUCUGAAUAGGAACUCCCAAUACCAGAGGGAGGGGGAGGCUCAACAAUCCUAAAUUAACUUGGAUGCCAUAGCACUAUUGUUAUUUUUUUCUGUCAGGUAGCUUAGUGGUUAAGAGCGUUGUGCCAGUAACCGAAAGGUCGCUGGUUCUAAUCCCUGAGCCGACUAGGUGAAAAAUCUGUCGAUGUGCCCUUGAGCAAGGCACUUAACCCUAAUUGCUCCUGUAAGUCGCUCUGGAUAAGAGCGUCUGCUAAAUGACCAAAAAAAAUAUAAUUUUUAAAUGAAAGAAGACAAACCUCAAAGCGAAUCACCUUGCAAUUUUAAUUGCAGCCAUUGUAUUUUGACGUGCCCUAACUUCACUUAAGACAAACCUCAGACAAAAGUUUGUAUUGCAGAGACUUUUUGAGAUGCAUGAUGCUUCCUAACUGUUGUGUUCUUUACCAACGGCAGAAUCAAUCUAUUUACCUGGUGUGUGAGCGGUACUGAGAGCACUGACUGACAGUGAGCCAUCCUAUGUCUCAGAGAGAGCUGAGCUCUGCAUCUAGUCCACACCGUCUCUCCUAACGAAGUCUCUCCUUAGAGAAGGUGGUAAGCCCAGGUGAUGACCCUGGUGAUGACUCCCCAUUGUCUCCCCAGGCUUGGCAGGUGUUGGGGACCACCCAGGCCGAGAAUGAGAAUGAGCAGGCAGCUAUCGUCUCCCUCCAGAGGUAAGGAGGUGGAACUGCACAAGGUGGUCCCAUAGGCACAACACGCCAAUACACUGCAUGCAUUUGCCACUUCUCUGUAGUUUCCAACAGCUGUCAGGUCCUUCAGGCAUGUAUAGCCAUCUUAGAUACAUUUAGAUAGAGGAAGUUAGAUAUGGUAUGUAAGGUAUUCAAAGCCCUGGACCUAGGCUACUACUACAUGUUGUUGAUUGGCUCUGUCUACAGCCAUUAAAUAUUUUGUAUUUGUAUUUAUUAGGGAUCCCCAUUAGCUGCUACCAAUUCACCAGCUACUCUUCCUGCGGUCCAAACACACUAAGGCACUUACAUUACGCAUAAAACAAAAGAUAAAACAGUACAUAAUCUAACGUUAUUACACCACUACAUAUCUACAAUACAAAAUGUAUAAUACCAUACCAUACAACAAUAUUACAAUGUACGUGUGUGUAGAGUGCGUGUGCCAGCGUGUGUGUGUAUGCAUGUGUCUGUACCUGUGUGUGUGUUUCUUCACAGUCCCCGCUGUUCCAUAAGGUGCAUUUUUUAUCUGUUUUUUUAAAUCUGCUUCUACUGCUUGCAUCAGUUACUUGAUGUGGAAUAGAGUUCCAUGUAGUCAUGGCUCUAUGUAGUACUGUGCACCUCCCAUAGUCUGUUAUUGACUUGGGGACUGUGAAGAGACCUCUGGUGGCAUGUCUUGUGGGGUAUGCAUGGGUGUCCGAACUGUGUGCUAGUAGUUUAAACAGACAGCUCGGUGCAUUCAGCUUGUCAACACUUCUUACAAAAACAAGUAGUGAUAAAGUAAAUCUCUCCUCCACUUUGAGCCAUGAGAGAUUGACAUGCAUAUCAUUAAUGUUAGCUCUCCGUGUACAUUUAAGGGCCAGCCAUGCUACCCUGUUCUGAGCCAAUUGUAAUUUUCCUAAGUCCCUCUUUGUGGCACGUGACCACACGACUCAACAGUAGUCGGGGCGGCAGGUAGCCUGUCGGGUAGGAGCGUUGGGCCAGUAACCAAAAGGUUGCUGGAUCGAAUUCCUGAGCUGACAGAUAAUGCAAUCCCUUUCCCACUUGGACAAGAGGAACACCUACGUGAGAAUGCUAUUCAUCGACUACAGCUCAGCGUUCAACACCAUAGUGCCCUCAAAGCUAAUCACUAAGCUAAGGACCCUGGGACUAAACACCUCCGUCUGCCCUUACCGCCCUCAGGUGGUAAGGGUAGGUAACAACACAUCUGCUAUGCUGAUCCUCAACACGGGGGCCCCUCAGGGGUGCAUGCUCAGUCCCCUCCUGUACUCCCUGUUCAUCCAUGACUGCAUGGCCAGGCCGACGACACAACAGUGGUAGGCCUGAUCACCGACAGCGAUGAGACAGCCUAUAGGGAGGAGGUCAGAGACCUGGCCGUGUGGUGCCAGGAUAACAACCUCUCCCUCAACGUGAUCAAGACAAAGGAGAUGAUUGUGGACUACAGGAAAGAAAAGAGGACUGAGCACGCCUCCAUUCUCAUCGACGGGGCUGUAGUGGAACAGGUUGAGAGCUUCAAGUUCCUUGGUGUCCACAUCACCAACAAACUUUCAUGGUCCAAACACACCAAGACAGUCGUGAAGAGGGCACGACAAAGCCUAUUCCCCCUCAGGAGACUGAAAAGAUUUGGCAUGGGUCCUCAGAUCCUUAAAAAGUUAUACAGCAGUACCAUCGAGAACAUGCUGACUGGUUGCAUCACCGCCUGGUAUGGCAACUGCUCGGCCUCCGACCGCAAGGCACUAAGGAAGGCCCUAAAAAUGUUCAAUGACUCCAGCCACCCUAGUCAUAGACUGUUCUCUCUGCUACCGCACGGCAAGCGGUACCGGAGUGCCAAGUCUAGGUCCAAAAGGCUUCUUAAAAGCUACCCUCAAGCCAUAACACUCCUGAACAGCUAAUCAUGGCUACCCGGGCUAUUUGCAUUGCUCCCCCCACCCCACCCUCACCCCCUCUUUUACGCUGCUGCUACUCUGUUUAUUAUCUAUGCAUAGUCACUUUAACUCUACGUACAUAUUACCUCAAUUACCUCGACUAACCGGUGCCCCCGCACAUUGACUCUGUACCGGUACCCCCUGUAUAUAGCCUCCCUACUGUUAUUUUAUUUUACUAUCUAUUUUUUACUUAACACUUUUUUUUUCUUCUUAAAACUGCAUUGUUGGUUAAGGGCUUGUAAGUAAACAUUUCACUGUAAGGUCUAAACCUGUUGUAUUCGGCGCAUGUGGCAAAUGAAAUGUGAUUUGAAAAAUCUCUCGUUCUGCUCCUGAGCAAGGCAGUUAACCCACUGUUCCCUGGGCGCUGAUGACGUGGAUGUCGAUUAAGGCAGUCCCCCCGCACCUCUCUGAUUCUGAGGGGUUGGGUUAAAUGCGGAAGACACAUUUCAGUUGAAUGCAUUCAGUUGUACAACUGACUAGGUAUCCCACUUUCCCUAGUCCAGGUGCGACAAAAUGAGGACCUGUGUUGUUAAGAAGGCAGAGCAGUGUUUUAUUAUGAACAGACUUCUCCCCAUCUUCAAAUCAAAUCAAAUCAAAUGUUAUUUGUCACAUACACGUGUUUAGCAGAUGUUAUAGCGGGUGUAGCGAAUUGCUUGUGCUUUUAGCUCCGACAGUGCAGUAAUAUCUAACAAUUACACAACAUAUACCCAAUACACACAAAAAAGUAAGGAAUGGGAUUUAAGAAUAUAUACAUAUAUGGACAAGCAAUGACAGAGCGGCAUGGACUAAGAUACAGUAGAAUAUUAUGGAAUAGAAUGCAGUGGGAAUGCAGGUUUUCCUACUUACAAAGCAUGUAGAGGUCUGUAAUUUUUAUCAUAGGUACACUUCAACUGUAAGAGAUGGAAUCUAAAACAAAAAUCCAGAAAAUCACAUUGUAUGAUUUUUAAGAAAUUAAUUUGCAUUUUAUUGCAUGACAUAAGUAUUUGAUACAUCAGAAAAGCAGAACUUAAUAUUUGGUACAGAAACCUUUGUUUGCAAUUACAGAGAUCAUACGUUUCCUGUAGGUCUUGACCAGGUUUGCACACACUGCAGCAGGGAUUUUGGCCCACUCCUCCAUACAGACCUUCUCCAGAUCCUUCAGGUUUCGGGCUGUCGCUGGGCAAUACGGACUUUCAGCUCCCUCCAAAGAUUUUCUAUUGGGUCCAGGACCUUGAGAUGCAUCUUACGGAGCCACUCCUUAGUUGCCCUGGCUGUGUGUUUCGGGUCGUUGUCAUGCUGGAAGACCCAGCCACGACCCAUCUUCAAUGCUCUUACUGAGGGAAGGAGGUUGUUGGCCAAGAUCUCACGAUACAUGGCCCCAUCCAUCCUCCCCUCAAUACGGUGCAGUCGUCCUGUCCCCUUUGCAGAAAAGCAUCCCCAAAGAAUGAUGUUUCCACCUCCAUACUUCACAGUUGGGAUGGUGUUCUUGGGGUUGUACUCAUCCUUCUUCUUCCUCCAAACACGGCGAGUGGAGUUUAGACCAAAAAGCUAUAUUUUUGUCUCAUCAGACCACAUGACCUUCUCCCAUUCCUCCUCUGGAUCAUCCAGAUGGUCAUUGGCAAACUUCAGACGGGCCUGGACAUGCGCUGGCUUGAGCAGGGGGACCUUGCGUGCGCUGCAGGAUUUUAAUCCAUGACGGCGUAGUGUGUUACUAAUGGUUUUCUUUGAGACUGUGGUCCCAACUCUCUUCAGGUCAUUGACCAGGUCCUGCCGUGUAGUUCUGGGCUGAUCCCUCACCUUCCUCAUGAUCAUUGAUGCCCCACGAGGUGAGAUCUUGCAUGGAGCCCCAGACCGAGGGUGAUUGACCGUCAUCUUGAACUUCUUCCAUUUUCUAAUAAUUGCGCCAACAGUUGUUGCCUUCUCCCCAAGCUGCUUGCCUAUUGUCCUGUAGCCCAUCCCAGCCUUGUGCAGGUCUACAAUUUCAUUCCUGAUGUCCUUACACAGCUCUCUGGUCUUGGCCAUUGUGGAGAGGUUGGAGUCUGUUUGAUUGAGUGUGUGGACAGUUGUCUUUUAUACAGGUAACGAGUUCAAACAUGUGCAGUUAAUACAGGUAAUGAGUGGAGAACAGGAGGGCUUCUUAAAGAAAAACUAACAGGUCUGUGAGAGCCGGAAUUCUUACUGGUUGGUAGGUGAUCAAAUACUUAUGUCAUGCAAUAAAAUGCAAAUUAAUUACUUAAAAAUCAUACAAUGUGAUUUUAGAUUCCGUCUCUCACAGUUGAAGUGUACCUAUGAUAAAAAUUACAGACCUCUACAUGCUUUGUAAGUAGGAAAACUGCAAAAUCGGCAUUGUAUCAAAUACUUGUACUCCCCACUGUACAUAUGAAAUGAGUAGUGCAAGAUAUGUAAACAUUAUUAAAGUGACUAGUGUUCCAUUUUUUUAAGUGGCCAGUGAUUUCAAUAGGCAGCAGCAGCCUCUAAUGUGCUUGUGAUGGCUAUUUAACAGUCUGAUGGCCUUGAGAUAGAAGCUGUUUUUCAUUCUCUCUGUCCCAGCUUUGAUGCACCUGUACUGACCUCGCCUUCUGGAUGAUAGCGGGGUGAACAGGCAGUGGCCCGGGUGGUUGAUGUCCUUGAUGAUCUUUUUGGCCUUCCUGUGACAUCGGUUGCUGUAUGUGUCUUGGAGGGCGGGUAGUUUGCCCCCGGUAAUGUGUUUGGCAGACCGCACCACCAUCUGGAGAGCCCUGCGGUUGUGGGCGGUGUAGUUGCCGUACCAGGCGGUGAUACAGCCCGACAGGAUGCUCUCAAUUGUGCAUCUGUAAAAGUUUGUGAGGGUUUUAGGUGAUAAGCCACAUUUCUUCAGCCUCCUGAGGUUGAAGAGGCUCUGUUGCGCCUUCUUCACCACACUGUCUGCGUGGGUGGACCAUUUCAGUUUGUUGGUGAUGUGUACGCCAAGGAACUUGAAGCUUUCCACCUUCUCCACUGCGGUCCCGUCGAUGUGGAUAGGGGGGUUUCCUGAAGUCCACGAUCAUCUCCUUUGUUUUGUUGAUGUUGAGUGAGAGGUUAUUUUCCUGGCACCACACUCCCAGAGCCCUCACCUCCUCCCUGUAGGCGGUCUCGUCAUUGUUGGUAAUCAAGCCUACUACUGUUGUGUCGUCUGCAAACUUGAUGAUUGAGUUGGAGGCGUGCUUGGCCACGCAGUCAUGGGUGAACAGGGAGUACAGGAGGGGGCUGAGCACGCACCCUUGUGGGGCCCCAGUGUUGAGGAUCAGCGAAGUGGAGAUGUUGUUUCCUACCUUCACCACCUGGGGGCGGCCCGUCAGGAAGUCCAGGACCCAGUUGCACAGGGCGGGGUUCAGACCCAGGGCCUCGAGCUUAAUGAUGAGCUUGGAGGGUACUAUGGUGUUGAAUGCUGAGCUAUAGUCAAUGAACAGCAUUCUUACAUAGGUAUUCCUCUUGUCCAGAUGGGAUAGGGCAGUGUGCAGUGUGAUGGCAAUUGCAUCGUCUGUGGAUCUAUUGCGGCGGUAAGCAAAUUGAAGUGGGUCUAGGGUGACAGGUAAGGUAGAGGUGAUAUGAUCCUUGACUAGUCUCUCAAAGCACUUCAUGAUGACAGAGGUGAGUGCUACAGGGCGAUAGUCAUUUAGUUCAGUUACCUUUGCUUUCUUGGGUACAGGAACAAUGGUGGCUACUGUUGUAUCAACAUGUUUGGACCAUGAGAGUUUACAAUCCAGGGUUACUCCAAGCAGUUUAGUCACCUCAACUUGCUCAAUUUCCACAUUAUUCAUUACAAGAUGUAGUUGAGGUUUAGGGUUUAUUGAAUCAUUUGUCCCAAAUACAAUGCUUUUAGUUUUUGAAAUAUUUAGGCCUAACUUAUUCCUUGCCACCCAUUCUGAAACUAACUGCAGCUCUUUGUUAAGUGUUGCAGUCAUUUCAGUCGUUGUAGUAGCUGACAUGUAUAGUGUUGAGUCAUCCGCAUACACAGACACACUGGCUUUACUCAAAGCCAGUGGCAUGUCGUUAGUAAAGAUUGAAAAAAGUAAUGGGCCUAGACAGCUGCCUUGGGGAAUUCCUGAUUCUACCUGGAUUAUGUUGGAAAGGCUUCCAUUAAAGAACACCCUCUGUGUUCUGUUAGACAGGUAACUCUUUAUCCACAAUAUAGCAGGGGCUGUAAAGCCAUAACAUAUGCGUUUUUCCAGCAGCAGACUAUGAUCGAUAAUGUCAAAAGCCGCACUGAAGUCUAACAAAACAGCCCCAACAAUCUUUUUAUCAUCAAUUUCUCUCAGCCAAUCAUCAAUCAUUUGUGUAAGUGCUGUGCUUGUUGAAUGUCCUUCCCUAUAAGCGUGCUGAAAGUUUGUCAAUUUGUUUACUGUAAAAUAGCAUUGUAUCUGGUUAAACACAAUUUUUUCCAAAAGUUUACUAAGGGUUGGCAACAGGCUGAUUGGUCGGCUAUUUGAGCCAGUAAAGGGGGCUUUACUAUUCUUGUGUAGCAGAAUGACUUUUGCAUACCUCCAGGCCUGAGGGCACACACUUUCUAGUAGGCUUAAAUUGGAGAUAUGGCAAAUAGGAGUGGCAAUAUCGUCCGCUAUUAUCCUCAGUAAUUUUCCAUUCAAGUUGUCUUUGUAAUUUUUUCACGUCUUCCACACUAACUUUACAGAAUUCUAAAUGACGCUUGUCUUUCAUAAUUUGGUCAGAUAUACUUGGAUUUGUGUAAAGAUGUUUUCCUCAGAAUAUACAAAUCAGGUCCAUAAUUACUUGACACCCUUGAUAAAGAUGAGCAAAAAAGACUGUAUAAAAUAAAUAAUUCAAAUACUGAGCUAUAUUGUAUGCUCAAAAAAGCAGAGAAAUUAUAUUAUUUUAUACUAAAAAAAUUGUUUAACAAGUAAUCCAUUAUCAUAUAUUUUUUUUUACAUAGGUGUCAAAAUUAUUGGCAACACUGUUUCCAAUACUCCGGCACCCUCCCCUUGCAAGGAUAAUAGCAAUUAGCCUUUUUCUAAAAUUAGAUUGGAGAACAUAUUGGGAGGGAUCUUAGAUCAUUCCUCCAUACAGAAUCUUUCCAGAUCCUUGAUAUCCUUCAUCUGCGCUUAUGGACUGCCCUCCUCAAUUCAAACCACAGGUUUUCAAUGGGGUUCAAGUUCGGAGACUGAGAUGGCCAUUAUAAAAUGUUGAUUUUGUGGUCAAUUAACAAUUUUUUGUGGAUUUUAAUGUGUGAUUGGGGUUAUUGUCUUGCUUGAAGAUCCACUUGCGGCCAAGUUUCAGCCUCCUGGCAGAGGCAACCAGGUUUUGGGCUAAAAUGUCCUGGUACUUGGUAAAGAAUCUUUAGGGGUGCCAAUAAUUUUGACACAUAUAUUUUUGCGAAAAAAAAUAGUAUUACUUGUUAAACAAAAUCUCUUUCUAACCCUACAAUGGAGAAAAAUGUAAAUCAAGUGUUUUGGGGUUAUUUAGUUAUUGGUGUUAAAACCAAUGGUUUAAAACUAAAUAUUUUAAAUGAUCUUCUCAGAAUGCCAGUAAUCCCCUGAAAUCCAGCAAUAUUAUUAAUGCCACACUGCUUCUAUUUUUCAUUAUGUUUUAGCUGACUUUUAAUGUAGGCCCAUUGUUGAUGUAGGCUGGAUUAGAGAACUCAGAGGAAAACAUCACAGUUUUACAUUUUUUUGUAGCAGAUUUGUAUCUUAAAACGAUGAACGGAGCAUCUGCACUGCAUACCUACCGUAAACAAACUUUAUCUAACAGCCAGAGGCCUAUGGCACAGUAGCAAGUCUGGCAGAAAUGAUUUGGUUUUCCUCUCAUUACAAGCUUUUAAGGAAGUUGAAGCAUUUGACUGUCAGUCUGUCACAAAUCUCAGUGAAACAUUAUUCUUGAUGAAAGCGAAAUCUGUUUUUUGGCUCUUCCCUGAGUGCUCUCUAAUCCUUGUUGUUCGUCCAACAUAGUGCUAUUUUCCUCUGAUGCAACAGCAACACUACGUACAAGAUAAAACAUUUCCCCUGGUUAACUUUAAAUGUGAACAGUAGCAACAGCAAUUGCAAGUCUAAGCUCCAAAGUAGCUCCUACUAACAAAUGCUUUUGAAAGCAAUAUGUCUGGGGUGAGUGGUCCUUGCCACCUGACCCCAGGCGUCAUUAUGUGCCUCCUGAUGUUCCCUGUCUCAAUUAGUGUAUGUCAAACCCUUUGCUCCACUUUAAAGUGCUCAUUAACCCCCCUUUAACCCCCUCUUGGCCUCCUCUCUCUGUAUCUCCAGGUGUCUGGAGCUCAUUAACCCCCCUUUAACCCCCUCUUGGCCUCCUCUCUCUGUAUCUCCAGGUGUCUGGAGCUCCACCCCAACAACCUCCAGGCCCUCAUGGCCCUGGCGGUGAGCCUGACCAACACGGGCAUGAGGCAGGACGCCUGCGAGGCACUGCUGCGCUGGCUCCGCCACAACUCCAAGUACAAGCACCUACUGAAAGGAAAGAGCCACCUGGCGGGCUCCCCGGGCUCCCAACGUAGGAUGUCUCGUGUCUCUACUGUGGGCAGAUAUGAGAGGUAUAAGGACUGGAUAGCACUAGCAUAGAUUCCAUAGGUGUAAGUACUGGAUAGCACUAGCAUAGAUCCCAUAGGUGUAAGUAUUUAUUUGUAUUUGUAUUUAUUAGGUAUCCCCAUUAGCUGCUGCCAAAGCAGCAGCUACUCUUCCUGGGGUCCAAACAUAGUAAAGCACUUACAUUACAUAUAAAACAAAAGAUAAAACAGUACAUCAUAUGACAUUAUUACACCACUACCUAUCUACAAUACAAAAUGUUUAAUACCACCAUACAACAAUAUCACAAUGCGUGCGUAUGUAUGUGUCUGUACGUUUUGUGUGUGUCUCUUCACAGUCCCCGCUGUUCCAUAAGGUGUAUUUUUACCUGUUUUCUAAAUCUGAUUCUACUGCUUGCAUCAGUUACCUGAUGUGGAAUAGAGCUCCAUGUAGUCAUGGCUCUAUGUAGUACUGUGCACCUCCCAUAGUCUGUUCUGGACUUGGGGACCGUGAAGAGACCUCUGGUCUAAGUACUGGAUAGCACUAGCAUAGAUCCCAUAGGUGUAAGUAAGUGCAUGCUCAUUUGUAGGAGAACGUUAUAGGAUGACUGUACAAUGUUGAGAAAGAGAAGAGAUACAGGCCAGUCAGGAUUACACAAUUAACAUUGGAGUAGCAUGACGCACUACACUAAGUGGCGGGGCACCUUCAUUGGACAUCACUAAAUCUGACAUUACAUGACAUUUUAUUUUAAGCAAAUGGCUGGCACGAUCUCUGUGUCCUUUACAGUCUCUUUGCCUGAGCACUGUGACAAUAUUACACAAUGGCUGAUUGAUGCAUAUUUUAUGCUAUGGUGUGCUUUAUGUCGCCCGCUCAGUUAUGAUAUCUUUAGCCGGGCCGUUUUAGAAACUAAUUCGUUACAGUGUAAUGACUAUUACCCCUGUCGUCAAUGAAAGGAAAAGUUAUUUCAAGGUCUUUCAACCACAGCUGGUCUGGGUGUAAUUUUAUUGCCGAUCAAGCAAGCAUGCUCGCACGUAUUCAUCGUCAAACAACCACAAUUCAGGGGAUCUCCUUCCUUUUUACUUUAAAGGCAGUACUUUCAGGUGUCACAUGAAGAGAAAAUAACUUUAUCAAUUAGGAGUCUAGCUAUAUAAUGAAUUCUCCCCUUUAUAGGAAAGGCAUGACUUUAUCAAAUAUUUUACUCAAACAGUGAGAGCUCCUGAGAGCGAGAACGGAGAGAGAGAGAGAGAGAGAAGAGAGAGGAUAGAGAGAGAGGACGAGGCUCGAGGAGAAGAGCGUAGACGAGUGCAUAAUCAUAGGUACGCGCUUCGAUGCUGAGAUUAGAGAGCAUAGCGCAAUCAGAUCUCCUCUCUCUCUCUCUCUAUCUCUCUACUCCUCUCUCCUACUCUCUCUCGCUCUCUCUGGUCCAGUGUGUCUCUACUCUCUGUGGGCUCUAAGUCCAGUGUGUCUGCCCACAGCUCUCUACUGCCUGAGGUGAAGGAUCUGUUUCUGGAGGCAGCCCAGCAGAACAGGGACACCGACCCAGACCUGCAGACGGGCCUGGGAGUGCUGUUUAACAUUAGCGCAGAGUUCAACAAAGCUGUGGAGGCAUUCAAUGCUGCCCUGACGGUGCGGCCAGAGGUAGAGUGGCCGUGUAAACACACAAACACUGUGAUUGUCAAUCUGACUUUACACAAAUGUGCGCGCGCACACACACACACACACACACACACACACACACUCAAGCACAGACAGCCGACUGAUCAGUCAUGAAUCCCCACAACAUGAUCCUUCCCAAGACAGAGAUAGAGCUCAUGCAAACAGAAUCACUGAGGCGCACCAUACUGUCUCACAUCACUGAAGCACUGCAUCCCACUGAGACGCACCCCACUGUCUCACAUCACUGAAGCACUGCAUCCAAACUGGAGAGCUUUGAGCUGAGAAAUCCAGUUUCAUGAACUCCCAUCUGAUUCACCCUCACUGCACUAGCAUCUGCCUGUUGCAGCUCCAACCCCUAUCCUUUAACCCUGUCCCACAGCAGUGGGCAUAUGAGCACUGUCUGCUAAAUCCACCCCCUCUGCAUUUGACUUGGUAAUGCCCUCUCCCCUGCAGACAACUUAGAGCUGAAUACAAGUGGAGAUCAUGAUACCAUGCUGCUAGGCUUAGCACAAAAGGCUUGCUGCAUCAUAUCGGGCCGUGCCCCGUGUAUACGUUGAUCUAUCCCCAGGUGGGAGACAUGUAACCAAGGAGUCAAGGACAGACGGGGUGAUGUAACCGAACCAUCCUCAAAUGAUCCUUGGAACUUAAGCCUUGCUUGGUUUUCACAGGGGUGUUUUUUCACAGGGUGAUUUUUCACAGGGUGAUUUCAACGGGAGAUAAAAAGUAUAUAUCACAGAUUGUAAAGGCACCAUCACAUCACAGUACCUACAUUACAGUCAUUAACACACAAAAGAUACAGGGGAAGAACUGGCAAAUGAUGUACCCCUCUCAGAAAUGUUAUAUCGUGGUGUCGGAAUUGAUUCCGAACAUGCCGUUAUAUCGCAGACAAAAUUCUACUUAUUUUUAUUUGCAAAUCUCCUCUACCAAAACAGGCACUGUUCCUUUCUGAUUGGACUUCGCAUUACACUACAUAACAAUUAGCAUUAGCACGAAAUACGUCACAAUGCUAAACCAUUGAAGUGAAGUAGCAUCUGAUGGGAGAGAAAAAAAACUACAUCUCAGUCGACAGUGGCUGGGUUCACAGACCAUGACACUGUCCGAAACCAAACAUCAAAAGCAACCACUAUCCUAAGUGUCACCAUUCUGUUCCUCCGCCGUUGACUCCUGCCCCCCCCCUGUAUGUCCCCUCCAGGACUACCUGCUGUGGAAUCGCCUGGGGGCCACACUGGCUAACGGGGACCGCAGCGAGGAGGCGGUAGAGGCUUACACCCGAGCCCUGGAGCUCCAGCCGGGCUUCAUUAGGUCCCGGUACAACCUGGGCAUCAGCUGCAUCAACCUGGGAGCACACCGGUGGGUGAGCAGGGGGUCAGGGGAGGGGUGGAGGGGGGGGUCUAACUAAGAUCCAGCUGGUGCUCUUUAAAACAGCACCUGGCACCGUAGCAUGGGGCUUUGAGUUUCUGCUCUGGUGGAGUCAGUGGAGUGGGGUGAGGCAGGGACACUGAGUAACAUUGAGCCUAAUAAUGCUAUCUCUUACAGUUGUGUGAAGUUCAACCACUAUAAUGUUACAAGUAACAACAAAGUCCCUAUUUAAAUGUGUCAAACACAUCAGCCCUGAACCUAGUAACAUUUGCUUUAAUGUAAGUCAUCAUGAUAGCAACUAAUCACAUGGUUCUCCGAUAGUCAAACCUUCCCCUUGUCUUGUAGGGAGGCGGCCAGUAACUUCCUAACAGCCCUGAGUCUGCAGAGGAAGAGCCGCAGUCAGCAGCUCUCGCACCAGGUCAUGUCGGGGAACAUCUGGGCCGCCCUGCGGAUAGCCCUCUCCAUGAUGGACCAGCCGGAGCUCUUCCAGGCGGCCAACAUCGGAGACUUGGACCUUCUCAUGAAAGCGUUCAACCUGGACAUGUGA
Molecule: messenger RNA, 14594 nt
Organism: Coregonus sp. 'balchen'
Lineage: Eukaryota; Metazoa; Chordata; Actinopteri; Salmoniformes; Salmonidae
Source: the annotation of a GenBank genome assembly